Paraphaeosphaeria sporulosa is the source of this 960-nucleotide messenger RNA. Its product is annotated as NAD(P)-binding protein. The record is from RefSeq and is a predicted model, not a curated record. The transcript has 3 exons. The coding region runs from base 1 to 960 and encodes 319 amino acids. Lineage: Eukaryota; Fungi; Ascomycota; Dothideomycetes; Pleosporales; Didymosphaeriaceae.
AUGCCAGCCUUCACAGUAGCUGUCGCUGGCGGCACCGGUGGAAUUGGUCGCGCUCUUGUUAAUGGGCUUGUACAGCAAGGAAAGCAUAAAGUCUUGAUCUUGAGCCGGAAGUCAUCUACCCUGGAAGUCGACUCCGCCUCCAUCUCCACCAUAGCAACAGACUACACCUCCAUACCCAGCAUGAUAUCCACCCUCCAAGAACACAAAAUCGACGUCGUCAUAUCCGCCCUCAUCCUCUCCUCCCCCGAAAACAGCCAGGCCCAACUCAACCUCAUCACGGCGGCCACGCAAUCCGGAACAGUCACCAGCUUCCUCCCCAGCGAAUACGGCAUCCACUACACCCCUGAAACCCUCUCCUUCCACCCCGCUGCCCGCUACUGGCUCGACGCCGCCGCCGCCCUGCGCGCCUCCGCCCUGCGCUUCACGCGCGUCGUCUUCGGCUGGACACUCGACCACUACGGCAUCCCGCGUGUGCACAGCUACAUGAAGCCGUUCAAGUACGUGCUCGACUUUGACGCGAGGCGCGCCGCGGUGCCGGGGGAUGGCACGCAGAAGGUGAGUUUCCUGCACACGACGGAUUUGGCGCGCUAUGUGGCUGCGCUGUUGGAGGACGAGGGGGAGUGGCCCGAGGUCAGCGCGUUCGUGGGGGGUGUGGCCAGCUGGGGGGAGUUUGUGCGGAUCGCGGAGCGCGUGACUGGCGCGAAGUGGGAUGUCACGUAUGACUCUGUCGAGGUCCUGGAGAAAGGGGAGGCGACGAUGUUGCCGCAGCCGCCGGGCGCGCCGACCGAAGAGGAUUAUCCCGGCAUGCGCGAGAUGGUUAGUGAGUUUGGGCUUAUGGCUGUCAGGGGUGUGUUGGAUGUCAGUGAUGCUGGGAUCAGGAAUGGAGCGUUUCCGCAUAUCAAGCCUAUGAGUGUGGAGGAGGUUGUGGAGAAGGCUUGGGGGAGGGAUGCGGGGGCUUAG